GCUGCUUUGGUUUAUUGUAAUCAUAUUACACUGAGUCUUUAGUGGAAUCACAUCAACAUGUCUACUUUCGCCUUCCUUCUCCUCUGCGUGCAGGCUUGCCUUAUCCACAAUGCCUACAGCGCGUGCCUUGGUGCCGGUCUUGGUUACGGCUACGGAGAUCUCGGGUAUGCCGGUUGGGGUGGAUGCGGUCUAGGCGGCAUCGGUUACGCCGGUCUCGGCUACGACGGUUUCGGCUAUGGCGGCCUCGGUUAUGACGGAUUCGGCUAUGGCGGCCUUGGUUACGGUGCUUUCGGUUAUGACGGUCUUGGUGGUUAUGGUGGUGCUGGCAUCGGAAACGUGGCCGUCGCCGGUGAGUUGCCCGUGGCUGGUACCACCGCCGUCGCCGGUCAGGUGCCCAUCAUCGGCGCUGUGGAGUUCGGCGGUACCGCGGCUGCUGCUGGUGCUGUCUCCAUCGCCGGACGUUGCGGCUGCGGCUGCGGUGGACCCUACGUGUACUGAUUACAUGCACUGUCGCGAAUUUGGACUUAACAUGACUACUUGACAAAGGAACAAUAUAUAAAUGAUAAAAAUGCA
Molecule: messenger RNA, 573 nt
Organism: Manduca sexta (tobacco hornworm)
Lineage: Eukaryota; Metazoa; Arthropoda; Insecta; Lepidoptera; Sphingidae
Product: chorion class CA protein ERA.1-like
Exons: 2
Coding region: 58-498 (146 amino acids)
Biological process (GO): multicellular organism development; chorion-containing eggshell formation
Cellular component (GO): egg chorion
Molecular function (GO): structural constituent of egg chorion
Source: RefSeq, a predicted model, not a curated record